GAGAAGCAGCUGGACGGAUUGUCGUACUGAGGGCAGCAUUGCGCACGCAGCAUGGGGCUUCUAGAAUGGAACAUCGAUCUCUGCUCGGUGUCAUAAGCAUAAGAGGAAACCGGGAGUGCCGCUCAUUGAAGUUGUCAGACACCGAGUCGGGAUCCGAGGAUCAUUGAACGGGUGAAAGGAAAGUAGCUGUGCACGAAGUAUGAAGAGAAAGAUCAUGGUGGUUUAUGUAAAUGUGGACGCCCAGCCUAAUCGGCACCGAUGUUGAUCUGCCCGUAGCGUGACACAGGAUUACAAAUUGUAUUUUUCCAGUAUUAAAACUGAGAAAAGAGACACCUUGAACCAAUGUGAUGGUGCAAUGAAAUGAGGCUCCGAAAUGGAACUGUGGCCACUGCCCUCGCAUUUAUCACUUGUUUCCUCAGCCUGUCCUGGUACACGGCCUGGCAGAAUGGCAAAGAGAAGUUGAUUGCGUACCAGCGGGAAUUUCAUGCUUUGAAAGAACGUCUACGUAUUGCGGAACAUAGAACCCUGCAACGCUCCGCUGAACUUCAUGCAAUUCUGGAGCAGUUCCGGAAAGCGGUAUCUGAGGCAAACGGAAGCAGAGAUGCACUAAGUAAUUUUUCCGAUGAAACUCAGAAAUUAUUAAAGGAUUUAACUAGCAGAAAAGCUCUACAAGUGCCAAACAUAUAUUACCACAUGCCUCACUUAUUAAAUCACGAUGGGAGUCUUCAACCUGCUGUGCAGGUUGGCCUUGGAAGAACAGGAGUGUCCAUUGUUAUGGGAGUUCCGACUGUCAAAAGGAAAGUUAAGUCUUACUUGACUGAGACUCUACACUCUCUGAUUGAUAAGCUGUCCCCAGAAGAAAAACUAGACUGUGUUAUAAUAGUCUUCGUCGGAGAGACAGACAUUGAAUACGUGCACAGUGUAGUCGGAAGCUUGGAAAAAGAAUUCUCCACUGAAAUCAACUCUGGUUUAGUGGAAGUCAUCUCGCCUCCAGCUACGUAUUAUCCUGACCUCACAAAUUUAAAGGAGACCUUUGGAGACUCAAAGGAAAGAGUACGAUGGCGAACGAAGCAAAAUUUAGAUUACUGUUUUCUUAUGAUGUAUGCUCAGAGGAAGGGGAUUUAUUACCUACAGCUUGAAGAUGAUAUAGUUGCCAAGCAGAGUUAUUUUAAUACAAUAAAGAAUUUUGCUCUACAACUAUCCUCUGAAGAUUGGAUGAUUCUGGAAUUUUCUCAGCUAGGUUUCAUUGGUAAAAUGUUCCAAUCACCGGAUAUUACGCUGAUUGUUGAGUUCAUUUUUAUGUUCUACAAGGAAAAGCCUAUUGAUUGGCUUUUGGAUCAUAUACUGUGGGUAAAAGUCUGCAACCCAGAAAAAGAUGCUAAACAUUGUGAUAGACAGAAAUCGAAUCUGCGAAUCCGAUUCAGGCCAUCCCUUUUCCAACAUGUUGGUCUACAUUCUUCAUUAGCAGGAAAAAUACAAAAGCUUACGGAUAAGGACUUCCUGAAACCGUUACUGCAUAAAAUCCAUGUGAACCCACCAGCUGAAGUGUCAACAUCUUUAAAAGUUUACCAAGGUCACACGUUGGAAAAGACAUAUCUUGGGGAGGAUUUCUUCUGGGCCAUCACACCCCUGGCUGGAGACUACAUCCUCUUUAAGUUUGACAAACCCGUGCAUGUAGAAAGGUAUUUAUUUCACAGUGGAAACCCUGAACACCCUGGAGACUUGUUAUUUAACACAAGCGUGGAGGUCUUGCCUUUCAAGAAAGAUAAUUUGGCGCUAACAAAGAAUACCAAAGACAGGCAAUUACCAGAUGGCUUCUUUAGAAUAGGUAAAUUUGAAGAUGGGACUGCAGAAGGAGUGGUAGACCCGAGUCUGAACCCCAUUUCAGUUUUUCGGCUUUCAGUUUUACAGAAUUCAGCCGUUUGGGUCAUUCUUAACGAGAUCCAUAUCAAAAAAAUUCAAGGUGACUGAUAUGACCAGAGAAAGACUUUGAAAUGCCGUCCCGGUCCGGACACUCCUUACAUGUCCUCACCGCCUGUUUGCUCUGUGUGCAUGCACCUUAAUUUUGUUCGCUCUUGUAAUUUUGUUUCAAUUCUACCUCUGUGUUAUCUACUGUAGCCAAGAAGGUCGUAGGUAUGUUUUUUUUUUUUUCUUGACCAGACCGUAUCAAAUAUCUAAACAGCCCAUCUGGCACAAGAACAACCUAUUAUCUUCCGCACAAACUAUUCUACAAUCCGUAUUAAGCUUCUAUCUUAACAUGAUAUGCGUAUACAUUCCAAGAGGAAAGA
Molecule: messenger RNA, 2288 nt
Organism: Spea bombifrons (plains spadefoot toad)
Lineage: Eukaryota; Metazoa; Chordata; Amphibia; Anura; Pelobatidae
Gene: MGAT4A
Product: alpha-1,3-mannosyl-glycoprotein 4-beta-N-acetylglucosaminyltransferase A
Exons: 16
Coding region: 361-1971 (536 amino acids)
Biological process (GO): protein N-linked glycosylation
Cellular component (GO): Golgi stack; endoplasmic reticulum; endoplasmic reticulum-Golgi intermediate compartment
Molecular function (GO): acetylglucosaminyltransferase activity
Source: RefSeq, a predicted model, not a curated record